ACUGCAGCCCUAGCGGAAGGCAAUCGAUUUUGUAAUCGCAGCGCAAACAAAACAAAGUGGGACGCUCUUCUCUGUGUUUGUUGCAUCUAUAAUAUUUGCAUGGCCCAACAAUAAACAAUCUCUUCUAGAGAGUUGCGGUUACGAAGAGCAAACAAAAAACGAGCAGUGAAAAAUGAAUAACGAAGCCUCAUUACUGCCUACGGGCCAACAGCUAAGUGCCCACAACAUGUCCCCCGCCUCAGUUGCCGUAGACACGCCCUCAUCAGCAUUAACGGAGCCAUAUUCGUAUACGGAUUUUUACAUCGGUGUCGGUUUGGCCAUUUCCUCAUGCUUCUUCAUCGGAUCUAGUUUUAUCAUCAAAAAGAAGGCCCUGCUGCGUAUAAGCAGGCAGGGCGAGGUGCGGGCGGCAGCAGGUGGAUUUGGCUAUUUACGUGAAUGGAUCUGGUGGGCGGGUCUCUUGACAAUGGGUCUUGGCGAGGCAGCCAAUUUUACGGCGUAUGCGUUUGCUCCCGCCUCGCUGGUGACGCCCCUGGGCGCACUGAGUGUCAUCAUUUCGGCUGUGAUGGCAUCCCGAUUCCUUAACGAAAAGCUCAAUUUGUUGGGCAAAAUAGGUUGCUUUCUGUGCAUUUUGGGCUCAACGAUAAUAGUGAUACACUCGCCCAAGGACAAGGAGAUUGAGGAUCUGCAGGUGCUGUUCGAUAUGCUGCAGGAACCGGUCUUUAUACUCUAUGUCAUCUGUAUAUUUGGCUCGAGUGCAUUCGUUGCCUGCUUUGUGGCACCGCAGCAUGGACACACCAAUGUUUGUGUCUACUUAUUCCUAUGCUCCGGCAUCGGUUCGUUAACGGUGAUGUCGUGCAAGGCACUGGGCCUGGCCAUCCGGAGCACAAUUGCCAAUGGGUCGAAUGUGUUUUCGACGUGGAUGCCAUGGUUUCUGAUUGUCAUCACUGUCACCUUUAUUGCGAUACAGAUGAACUAUCUGAACAAGGCACUGGACAUCUUCAAUACGAGCAUUGUUACACCCGUUUAUUAUGUGAUGUUCACUACGUUGGUGAUCACGGCAUCUGCCAUACUUCUGAAGGAAUUCAAGGAUAUGCGUUUCGAAAAUAUUCUCGGCGAUAUUUGUGGCUUUCUGAUUGUGAUCACGGCCGUAUUUAUGCUGAAUGCGUUUAAGGAUAUUGAUAUCACGCUGAACGAUGUGCGCGGUUUGAUGCGUCCGAAAAUGCAGCGAGUCUCUCAGUUCGAUGAGGAGGUCCUAGUCAGCAAUAGUCUGAAGAAUCAGCGACGCUACUCUUACGGUUCCGGCGAUAUCUUUCGCAAGGCAUGACGCAAACAGCGUCAUCAAGUUUAGUUAUCUCCCAUAGCUCUAACUUGAGACCCAAAGCGAACAAUAUUACCAAACCAACCAAAAAGAAAAAAAAAAACAAUGAUGUGUGGAACCAUAUUCACCAUAUUUCCCAUUGACUGUUGCUUCAUUUUGUUAAUUUAAACAUUCAUAAAUUAAGUCCCUAGCAUUGUAGUGGAAGAUUGACCAACAUUGAUGUUCUUUUCUGAAAAGGGUAUUCGAUUAAAUUGUAUAUAAUAUAAGCAUUAUCCUUGCCAA
Molecule: messenger RNA, 1600 nt
Organism: Drosophila grimshawi
Lineage: Eukaryota; Metazoa; Arthropoda; Insecta; Diptera; Drosophilidae
Gene: spict
Product: magnesium transporter NIPA2
Exons: 3
Coding region: 173-1324 (383 amino acids)
Biological process (GO): magnesium ion transport
Cellular component (GO): membrane
Molecular function (GO): magnesium ion transmembrane transporter activity
Source: RefSeq, a predicted model, not a curated record